Ambispora leptoticha is the source of this 1080-nucleotide messenger RNA. NCBI's taxonomy places the organism in Eukaryota, Fungi, Glomeromycota, Glomeromycetes, Archaeosporales, Ambisporaceae. The record is from the annotation of a GenBank genome assembly.
AUGUCUUCUUUCGACAACUACUUACAAGUGCUUAAAUCACUUAUUUUUGAAGAGGAACGUGUUGUUUCUUACAAAUGCCUUGGCCAGCACCUUGGAGUACACUUGAACAUUGCUAAGCAAAUACUUUUGGAGUUUGCGAAUACACAGUCAGCUUCUGAAAAAGGAGUUCGCACAACUUUUUAUCUCUCUGGAAUAACCCAAGAUAAUCAGUCACUUGUUACCAUCGUGCCCCAAGAAGAACUCGAAUCCACAAAAAGUGCAUUUAAAUCUCUGUCAAGUGUUCAUGUACACAGCAUUCAGAAUUCAUCUUCUGUUGUUCCCACAAAUCGUGAAUUUCGAAGAUUAACAGCAAACGAUCCAAUAACAAUAAAACCAAUUAUUAUUAAUAAAAACAUCACAGUCAAAGAAUCUCCAAAAAAAAAUAUUACAGAGCCUUCUCGUUCGAUUAACGCUACUACUUCUGCCACUACUAAGCAACAGUCAUCAACACAAUCGAAAAUUCAGAAUAAAAGUAACUCACAACGACAAGCGCAACAUGCUGAGAAUUCUCCAAUGUCAAUAUCAUCUUCAUCUUCAAAGACUUCGAAUGGCAAAAAAUCACUCAGUAUUAAAAAAGUUAACGGAAAAACAUCAUCGAAGAUUAAUGCAAAUACUACAAAGAUUGCCCCGAGAACCACUGGAAAAAGGUCAAAACAAUCGGUUGAUGAUAGUAAACGUGCUGGUAGAAUGCCACCAAAGAAAAGGAUUAUCGUGGAGAUAUCAGAACAGCAUAUCACAACACCACAAGAACCAACUCAGAAUCGUCGACGUGCAAAACGAAAAGUUGCCAAACACAUAACAUCAACAAAUUCUCGUGGAUAUGACGUUGUUGAGAAUGUUUAUGAAUGGGAAUCUUAUUCUGAUGAUGAUCUUGAAAAACCACAACCCACUUAUAUACCGAAAUCUCAAAUAACAACAAAGUUGCAACAGCAGCAGUCUGAAAAACAUCAUAUUGAAAAUACAGAAAAGCCAAAAAAGAAUAGCAAAAAGAAAAAUAAUGUGAUACCGGGACAAUCGAAAUUGUCGGCCUUCUGGAAAUGA